CACCUAUUUGCCUCUACAUUUCCUCUCCUCCGAGAGCUCCUCCCCCCCCCCGUCGAAGCCGCUGAAUUAUUCAUCAGCGGAUGGCGGAGCUCGGCCAGCUGAGCCGGAGCGGCGAUGGAGAGGCAGAGCGAGGAGGUGUGGGAGGAGAAAGGGAAGCGUGGAGGAGCCGUGACUCAGCAGGGAGACAGAGGGGGGGAGACGGAGGCAGUUUAUAGAUAGCUUAAGGUGCUACGCCUGGAGAGAGAGAGAGGCGUCAAAUGCCUCCCGCUGUGCUUGUGAACGCGGGUGCGUGUGUGUGUGUGUGUGUGCGCCUAUCGAUUGAGCGGAGAAGGUCAUGGAGCCGAGAGGAGAUUAGCAAACUGGACUCCAGCUAACGCCUCCUCUGAAUAGCAGCUAGACAGAGAAAGGAGAGAGAGAGAGAGAGAGAGAAGGCGCAGGAGGACGAGAGGAGCGGCACGCAGCAUGGGGGAGAGCUACAUGUACCAGCGACUCCCCUACGCCAGAGGACGGGAGGCGGGGGAGGAUGAGGACGAAGAGGAGAGGGACGGGAGCAUCGCCGAGAGUGUCGGGGCAGAAAUGAUGCAGUGUGAGGAGGGCACCGAGUGGCUGCUGGAGCUGCUGACGGACGUGCAGCUGCAGCAGUACUUCCUGCGGGUCCGAGACGAGCUCAACGUCACGCGACUCUCCCACUUCGACUACGUGAAGAACGAAGACCUGGAGAAGAUCGGCAUGGGACGCCCAGGUCAGAGGAGGCUCUGGGAGGCGGUCAAGAGGAGAAGAGCCCUUUAUAAGCGCAAGUCGUGGAUGAGCAAGGUGUUCCCGGUGAAACGGCCCGACGCCGACCCCCAGCAGGGGGCGUCGCCCGACGCCGCGGCGGCGGCCGGCGGCGAGCCGGCGGCCUCGCUCACCUGCCUGAUCCGAGAGUCGGAGCUGCAGCUGCUGGAGCGGCUGGGAGACGGCACGUUCGGGGUGGUGCGCAGAGGAGAGUGGACCGGACCCAACGGGCGAGUGCUGUCGGUGGCGGUGAAGUGCCUGAAGGCCGGCGUGUUGGACUCGGACGGCCUGGACGAUUUCAUCAGAGAGGUGAACGCCAUGCACUCGCUGAGCCACCAGAACCUCAUCCGGCUGUACGGCAUCGUCCUCACGCAGCCCAUGAAGAUGGUGACCGAGCUGGCGCCGCUGGGUUCCCUGUUGGAUCGUCUGAGGAAGCGCCAGGGCCACAUCCUCAUCUCCUCUCUGUGUAACUACGCUGUGCAGGUGGCGUGCGGCAUGGCCUACCUGGAGCAGAGACGUUUCCUCCACAGGGACCUGGCCGCCCGCAACGUCCUGCUCUCCACCAAUGAGACCGUGAAGAUCGGCGACUUUGGCCUGAUGAGAGCGCUGCCGACACACACCGACCAGUACGUCAUGGAGGAGGGCCACAAGAUCCCGUUCCCGUGGUGCGCGCCGGAGUCCCUGAAGUCUCGUACCUUCUCCCAUUCGUCCGAUACCUGGAUGUUCGGGGUCACCCUGUGGGAGAUGUUCACCCACGGACAGGAGCCGUGGCCGGGCCUCAACGGAAGCCAGAUUCUCCACAAGGUGGAGGUGGACGCGGAGCGGCUGUGCAAACCAGACGACUGCCCGCUGGACGUCUACAACGUCAUGCUGCAGUGCUGGAGCCCCAAACCCGAGGACAGGCCCACCUUCGUCGCCCUCAGAGACUUCCUGCUCGAGACCAUGCCGACGGACAUGAAGGCGCUGCAGGACUUUGAGGAGGAAGACAAGCUCCAGAUUAAAAUGAACGACGUCAUCACCAUCAUCGAGGGAAGGGCGGAGCACUACUGGUGGCGAGGUCAGAACAGGGGGACGCUGCGCGUGGCCCAGUUUCCUCGCCACGUGGUGACGGCGGUCGCCGGCCUGUCCGCCCGCGACAUCAGCCGACCGCUCAAACACUCCUUCAUCCACACCGGGCACGGGGACACGGACCCCCACAGGAGCUGGGGACAUGCGGAUCGCAUAGACAGUCUGUACCUGGGGAACCCCAUGGACCCCCCCGACGUCCUCGGGAUGGAACCGGGCAUCGCCAGGCCGACCAAACUCCCCAACCGAUCCAAGAAGCAACCUCCUCCUCGCCCGCCUCAACCCGCCGUCCUGCUGAAGAAGCCGUUCUACGACUCGGUGAUGGACGACUACGACGACGACGACGGCGGCGGCGGCGCCUCCUCCUCCUCGGGGCUGAAGCGGCUGGGGGCGUCGCUGGGCCUGAAGCUCCGCCCGUGGGACGGGUCCGCCGUGCGCCCGGCCAAAAGCGAGGUGUCGCUCAUCGACUUCACCGACGACAGCUUCAGCUCGACGACGCCGUCGCCGCUCGCGGAGACGCGGCAGCCGGAUGAGGACACACUGAAGGACACGCCGUCCAUCUUGGACUGGCCUCUCCCUCAGCCGACUUACGACGUGGUCGCUGCGGAGCUCGAGGACCAAUCGGAGGACCAGGAGGUGCGGACUAUCAACAAGGGUUCUGCUGAGGAAGCCGCGGCGGCGCCCAGGAGCGAGUCGCAGUCGGCCGACCUCUUCCAAGAACUACAGAGAGAGGUGAUGGUGAAGCUGCAGGUUCCCAUGGCGACGGGCCGCUCGCUCCCCUCCUCCCCCCUGCCCAUGCCCCUGGCUCCGCUGGGCCCCCACCGACAGAUCUACCUGCCGCCUCCCUCCCCCACCGCCGCGUCCUCCUUCGCCUGCUGCUUCGAGGACCGGCCGGUGCUGCCCCCCCGCAGCCCCGUCCCCCCGCUGCGGCCCUCCAAGCGCAACCUCCCCACCCGCGGCGCCCACUCGCUCUGCCUGGGCAACGGGGAGGACACGCCUCCCCAGCUCCCACCCAGAGACCACGCCUUCUCUCAGCCGGGCUCCCGCUCCUCGUCGCCCCUCCCACUGGUGGUGCCGCCGCUGUCCUCCUAUCCCCUGAGCCUGCCCCCCCCUCCCCUCACCGUCUCCCCACGCCGGGCGUCCGGACACCUGGGCCCCCUCCUGUCCACCAACCCGUCCUCCUCCCCGGCUCCAGCCACGUCCAGGCUCGCCGCUCGCGGCUCCUCCUACUCCUCGGGCGCCUUACUGGAUCCUCUCGCCUUCAGCGAGGGGCGUGGCCUCUCCUCACUGGUCGACAGCUCCGCCCCCGCCCCGCUGCCAGAGCGCCCGGCUUUUCUCGAAAGAUAUGGAGCGGCCAAUAUGGCGGCAGUCAAACCCAUGAUUCAGCAGCCCGGCGGAGCCAAACCAAACUCCUCCUACAACAACAACAACAACGGGCGGACGUCAGCUCCCAGCAUGCAACAGGAGCAAAGUGUCACCCAGGUCCAAGGGGCGGUGCACGGUGUCACGCUGGAGGAGUGUCAGGCGGCCCUGCAGAGUCACAACUGGAGCAUCUCUCAGGCCAUAAAUCAUUUGAAGGUGGAGCAGCUGUUCCGUCUGGGCCUGCGGUCGAGAGCCGAGUGCGAGGAGCUGCUGCAGCGCUGCCAGCUGAACCUGGAACAGGCCAGCGCGCUCAUGCUGGACACGUACGGGCCCCACCGCAACAAGAAGUGACAGGCGAGCUCAGCAGCACAGAACCACCUCGGAUCCCCCGGUGAGAUCGGGACCAACGCGCGGAGGAGCGUGCACGUGCCUCGCCGUAUUGAACUGUGAAUUAACUGCUCUUGCUGGCGUCCCAACGCUCGUCAGAAGCCCCCGGAGCAGCUUGUGGAAUGUCUCAUGGUUACUUGAAGAGUUGUUUUUGGAUUUUUUUUUUUGUAAUUCCGUUAAUAAUGAGAGGUGUUGCUUCGCGUGAGUGUGCUUUGAAUUUGUUGCAUGUGCAGGUGUGCACGUAUUCGCUUACACUAAUGCUGGAACUCAGUGGAUGCCUGUGACUUCCUGCUGUCGAUGAAGGGACAGUAAACACCACAGCAGUAUGUUUUCAUGAAAAUGUACUGAUAAGACGCUGUAUUGUGUUCAGUACUAAACUGAUUGUGCUACUUCUGAGGACACAAUAACUGCUGGUCGGAAUAAGACGUAUGUAGUUAGCAAAGUGAACAGGACGCAGGCGAUCAUUUUAGAUCUCAUUGUAAGCAAUGAGGCUCCAAAAAACCGAAAUGUGAAGUCGUCUAUAAUCUCCGUACGAGUUCAACCUCUACAGGUGAGUUAGUUAAAUCACCUAAAUUGAUGUUUUUCCUAUAAAACUGCAUGAUCAUCGGAAGCACCCGAAGCUCCCAGGCGUGAUUCACCUGUUAGUCGGCGGCUGCGUUGAGUGUUUGCAUGCGUGCGCAGCGCCGCAGGUAGCGAACUGCAUACAAAGCAUGUGUGUGUCCGCGCAGACCGGGAGCAGAAAUGUCACCUCUUAAGAAUUCAUGAGCCUAACCCUCUCUUUUGUUGCAUUGGCUGUACGCUUGUCACUGGGCUGUUUGCAUUAUACAAUAUAGAGCAGUGAAAAUAUGAGCAGGUGUUUUAUAAUAAAGUGAAGUGGAGUCGCUCGCUU
This is a messenger RNA of Gasterosteus aculeatus aculeatus (three-spined stickleback), 4477 nucleotides long. It is a transcript of the gene tnk2a, whose product is annotated as tyrosine kinase, non-receptor, 2a. Gene Ontology annotation, biological process: protein phosphorylation; signal transduction. The record is from RefSeq and is a predicted model, not a curated record. Gene Ontology annotation, molecular function: protein binding; ATP binding; protein tyrosine kinase activity. Lineage: Eukaryota; Metazoa; Chordata; Actinopteri; Perciformes; Gasterosteidae.